Messenger RNA from Dermochelys coriacea (leatherback sea turtle), 3482 nucleotides. It is a transcript of the gene MISP3, whose product is annotated as MISP family member 3. Bases 93 to 2609 code for a protein of 838 amino acids. The record is from RefSeq and is a predicted model, not a curated record. The transcript is spliced from 4 exons. NCBI's taxonomy places the organism in Eukaryota, Metazoa, Chordata, Testudines, Dermochelyidae.
CAGGGGGCGCUGCGGGGCGCGGGGCAGGUGCGCUCCCACCUUUCCAGGCUGCCGGUCCCUGCGCAUCCCGGCGCGGCGCUGGCCCGGGGUUAAUGUUUAAUAGCCCCGUGUGUGCUCAGGGCCGGGGAGGGGCGCCGGGGGCCGCGCUCGCCACGGGCAGCUCCCGGGCCUUGGCCGUCCCGGGCUGCGCCGGCUGGAGAUUAGCGGAGCGCGUGUCAUUGGCUCAGCGGCCGGGGAUAAAUCGCAGGGCCCGCGGGGCACCGGGACCUUCCUGGUGCAGCCGCCCAGGGGUGCGCGGCUCGGGCCAGGUGGGCAGCGAGGGGCUGGCACCGGGAAACGGGGACGCCCCCAACACCCGCAGAAACGUUUCGCUGGAGAGUCCCAGCCUGGCCCUGAUGGCAACGGAAGCCGUGUCCCUGCCACCCUCUGCCCCAGAGGAGUGCCAGGGGGAUGCCCCCACUGGCCUGUGCCCAGCUGGGGAGGGCAUGGAUGUCCCUGGGAAGGAGCACAGGCCAGGGGAAGGUGGCAUUGACCCCGUCAUUGCACAAGAGAGGGAGCCUGGGGCACCCAAGCCCCCUGGCACCACUGGCCAGGACGAGGCCCCAACACACGGACAGUCCCCUGCUGCCUCAGGGGAGGAGGGCAACCAGGCUGAUCACCGUGGCGCCUGCCCCACUCCCCCGGUGCAGCCACACCCUGCUGAUGCCUCAGGCCAGCCAGCCUGCGGAGGGGAGAACAGCAAUGUUGUCUUUGGUGACCCCCCCGAUGCCACCCCCUCCUCGGAGCCACCUCAAGCUGCCAACGUCCAUGGCCAAGCAAGCCCCGGGGAGCCAAAGCUGAGUGCCAGCUCUGAGCAGGGCUGCCAGGAGAGCACUGAGGCAGCGGGCACAGAGACGGGCGAGGAGAAGGCCCCCAGCCCGCAUGGGGACAAGUCACCAGCCACCAGCCCGGGGUCAGAGCAGCCAGCAGAGGAGUCCGAAAAGGAUCCCCGGCUGGCUGGGGAACAGGGACCUCUGACACUGGGCCGCGCUGGUGCCCAGGGGGGCCAGGAUGCCAGCUGCCCACUGAAGCCGGAUGGCAUGCCGGUGCCAGGAGGACCUUUGCUGGCACCGGGGGACCUUGCCCCUUGCAGCCAGCAGGGGGCAGCAGGCGCCAGGCCUGAGGCGGCAGUGCCAAGGUCUCCCGUGGCAACUGGUGACUCCUCUGGGCCUGCCCACCUGGCAAGCGAUGGCAGCUGGGAGCCGGGGGGCGGGGAAGGCCAGAGGGAGGGACCAGCUGGCAGCUCAGCAGGUGGAGCCGGUGACAACAAUAAACCCCGGGGUGAGGUCGGAGCCGGGGCUGUGGUGGAAUCUGAGCCGAACGAGGUGCCACCCAGCGCUGCCGGGCCCCGAGAGACCUCGCCCGGGGGAGACGGUGCCAGGGAACCAGAUGGUGCUGAAGAUCUGGGUGGUGCUGCAGGUCCAACGGAUACCAGGGAUCUGACUGGUACCAAAGAUCCAGCCAGUCCGCCAGAGACAGCCGGUGCCACAGAUCUGGCCAGUGAAGAUCCAGCUGCCCCCAGCGAUCGGGGCAGUGCGGCAGCUCCAACCGGUGCCGACACGCAGACCAGUGCUGGGGACCCAACUGGGGCCAAAGAUCCAGGAGCUGCCUCGGAGCAGAAGGGGGAGAGCAUGGAGAAUGGGGACCCCUCCAGUGAUGGCGAAGCCUCUCCAGCCCUGAAGCUGGGCAGCGAGACCCCCAUCGAGCGGGAGAUCCGGUUGCACCAGGAAAGGGAGGAGACCCUGAGGCGGCAGCGGGGCCUGGCCAGCUCGCGGGACACCCAGCAGUAUGUGGAGGUGCGGAUGAAGCCCAUCUUGAGCCAGGCGCAGCCACCCGCCCAGUUGCCCAAGGAGAAGGAGCGCCAGUGGGCCGGGGCCCAGAUGCAGCGGGAGAUCCAGCGGGAGAGGCUCCGUGAGGAAGACCUGAUGCAGCUGGGCAAGGUGCGGGGCACCUACGACCGGGGCACCCACCAGGAGCUGCAGGAGAAGAAGAUGCUCUUUGAGCAGCAGCCCAACCCCGAGCCCCCUUCCCCCAGGAAGCCAGCGAGGGUCACCUGCGGCAGCAGUGCCAAGACCCCCCGAGAUCAGGGCCCCCGUGGACCAUCCUUCGCCGAGGCCAACAGCCGGGCCAACAUGGUCAUCCUGGAGCCCAGCACCCUGCUGCGCCCCAGCCUCGGCCGCCAGGCCACUCUGGAGCGGAGCCCCUCGGCCCAGGGCAACCCCUUCUUCAGACUGCGCUCCAGGAGCCCCCAGUCCCGGCUGGAGUUGGAGGUGCAGGAGGCCCAGAAGAGGGAACAGGAGCUGCAGAAACAGAGGCACAGUCUGUACGGCUGGGACCUGCCCGGCGAUGCCCAGUGGGCGGCUGAUGGGGAGGAGCCGCGCCGCAGCCGGCCAGAGAGACCAUCCUGUGGGAAGCUCGAUGUGACCUGGCCUCCCCGAGCCCUGUUGGAGAGCCCCCAGGAGAAUGGGCUGGACCAGGUGGAGAAAAGCCCCCGGAGCCUUCGCCAGAAAAGUGCCUUAAUCCAGCGCUGGGAGUCGGGAGCUGUCAGCAACCCAGAGAGCCAGGAAUAGGGAGCAGCACCGAGGAGGGAAUGGAGAGAAAAUGCGGAGGGUGAGGAAUGUCCUAGCACCUCCCAUCCUGCUCCAGAACCUACCCCCCACUUGAUCCUUCCAGGAUCCCACUACUGGAACCACCAUGUUCCCUUCCCACCUACCUGAUUGGAUAAAGCUUUAAUGUGUGUGACCACCCAGGCCGGUUUGAUUGGGUGAUGAACUACUUCGCUUCACCUCCUCCCACCCCAGCUUUCUCCAUGGACCAAUCAGGAGAGACCUAGGUGAAACGCAUUGUAGUUGAUUAUUUUUUAGAGCAAGCCAAAUCCCAAAUUUAAAGGGAUUUUGGAAUCCAUGGAAGGAUGAGGCCUUUAACCCUCUGGACUAGGCGUUGAUCUGAGCUAUCCCGGUGUAACUCCAGAGUCACUCAAAUUGGGUGACUCCAGAGUCACACCAGUGUAAAGGCAAUCAGAACCUGGUUCUCUAUUGUACUAAAACACACAGGUAAGCUUGUAAAACUUGUGGAUCAGAAUCGCCAUCACUUUGAACUCUGGGUUGGGUGGGAUUAUGAUUAGUGUGGCCUUGGGAUGCCUGGGUUCUAGGCCCAGCUGUGCCACUGAUUUCCUACAUGUCCUUGUGCAAGUCACUUCAUCACUCUGUGUCUCAGUUUCUCUAUCUUCUACAUAGUAGGAGGAUAAUGCAUCCCACAGCAGAAAUCAUGAACAUUUGGCCAAAGUACUAGUAUAACUUUGAUCCCAAACAUAUUAAGCCUCAAAUAGUCUCCUCCCCAGAAGCAGUCGCUUCUGAAACAAGCCGACAGAGUAGAUUGUGCUCAGGCAUGAAAUCAGCUUGGGAAGAAGCUACUGGGCAUUUUAAGUGAAAAGGGUUUAAGAA